GUGUGUAAAACAGGUGGCGCUGAUGCAGGAGCCACAACCGAAAUCGAGAAAGUCAGUCAGUCGGUCUCGCGCCUUACGCGUGUGCUUGUCAUGUUUUGUGUUCGUUCGUAGUAUUGGGGCGUCGUGUUUCAUUAUCACGUAUUCACAUUUAAAACGAUUGUCAACGAUUUACCGUGACAAGAACAUUCUUCCUGUUCAAUUCUACGAGGACAACAACAGGAACUUGCAUCUAAACGGAGUGACGCCGGUUCAGGACGAUGCCGGAAACGUAAAGGACGCUUCGAAGCGUCUAUGACAGGAUGAUGCAGAAAUGGUGACGACUUUCAGCGUUGAACAACUGGGCGUUCGUCCUGCGGGAGACAAAGACCAGAAGUAAGGAUGGCCUUUCACUGGGAUAAGCUCUCACCGGCAGAAUUUCAACAGCUUCAGGAUUUAGCAGUUUAUUCUGCGCGAAAGCUACAGGAUGUCCUCACCGAAUUCUGCGGAUCAAACACAACGCCCAGCGGUGCGCCAAAAUAUCAUCCAGAUGGUGACAUCGAUUACGAAGGAUUUCGUAAAUUUUUGGACACCUAUCUCGAAGUGUCAACCCCCGACGAACUUUCACGACAUCUUUUUUUAUCGUUCGUUAAGAAGGUGUCUCGAGUCGAUGGAAAAGCUUUCAAGGAAAUGGCUGUGCUAUCGUCGACAACCGCCUGUGCUGCCAUUACGUCUCACACAACGUCCAGCAGCAACGUGAACAACACCGGUUUACCUGGUGGAACGUCGUCGGAAGGACAUAGUUCUUCCUUGGCCGACAAAAUUCAUGGUCUCACGGAGAAGUUGCAAGCCUUAGGACACCAUAGAACGGAAAGCGAAGCCUCCACCAGAGCACGCACAGGAAGCGUCCAUCCUAUAUUGACGAUACAGCACACCUCGUACAGCUGUCACGAUGUGAUUGAGAAGAAAAGCACUGACAGCAGCCCAAGUCACAGCCAAAUGUCGCGGAAUUCGUCCAGGAAGUCGAACAAUUCGCUGCUCGUCAACAACGGGAAAUUGGAAGAAAUGAGAAACUUCGUUAGAAAACAGAGCACGAUAGAUGUCCACUCGGUUAAAGUCAGCCUCAAGGAUAUCGUGUGCUAUCUUUCCCUCUUGGAAGCUGGUAGGCCAGAAGAUAAAUUAGAGUUCAUGUUCCGGCUGUACGAUACAGAUGGGAACGGCGUUCUUGACACAAACGAGAUGGACUGCAUUGUCAAUCAGAUGAUGAAUGUCGCCGAGUAUCUCGGAUGGGACGUCUCGGAAUUGAAACCGAUACUGCAAGAUAUGAUGAUAGAAAUAGACUACGACGCGGAUGGUACGGUAUCUCUGGAAGAAUGGAAAAGGGGUGGUCUGACGACGAUCCCGCUACUAGUUCUUUUGGGCUUGGAUUCUCACGUAAAGGAAGACGGUAACCAUCUCUGGAGGCUAAAACACUUUAGCAAACCCGCCUACUGCAAUCUCUGUUUGAAUAUGCUAGUCGGUCUCGGAAAGAAGGGCCUUUGUUGUGUCUUCUGCAAGUACACUGUCCACGAAAGAUGCGUACAAAGAGCACCAGCCUCUUGCAUAGCCACCUACGUGAAAAGCAAAAAGACGUCGCAAACGAUGGCGCACCAUUGGGUCGAGGGAAAUUGUCACGGCAAAUGUUUCAAAUGUAAAAAAACUAUCAAGAGCUACAAUGGGAUUACGGGUUUGCACUGCAGAUGGUGUCAAUUGACAUUGCAUAACAGAUGCGUUUCGCAAGUGAGGACAGAGUGCACGUUGGGUGAGUACGCAGUUCAUAUCCUUCCGCCUACGGCGAUUUGUCCAGUUGUCUUAGACAGGCAAAGAUCGUUAUCUAGGGACAGUAAAAAGGGAAGCAAACACGGUCAAGAUUCGUCGUCGACUGUUACCUCGCAAAGUGGAUUCCUGACAUCUGGUGCUGCUACUAAUCAACAGCCAGCUAUGUCCUUCCAAAUUACACCGCCGCCGGGGACUUUUCCACUUCUGGUGUUCAUAAAUCCAAAAUCCGGAGGAAGGCAAGGCGAACGCAUGUUGAGGAAGUUUCAAUAUAUCCUGAACCCGCGCCAAGUUCAUAAUCUGGCCGUGGGCGGACCUAUGCAGGGUUUGCAAAUGUUCAAAGACGUGAAGGACUUUAAGGUGAUCUGCUGCGGCGGUGAUGGUACCGUUGGCUGGGUGUUAGAGACUAUGGAUCGUGUCCAAUUCGAGCAUCAACCAGCUGUAGGUGUCAUACCAUUAGGGACAGGCAACGAUCUUGCAAGGUGUUUGCGAUGGGGUGGUGGUUAUGAAGGAGAAGCUAUUCAUAAAGUACUCAAAAAAAUAGAGAAAGCGACACCUGUAAUGAUGGACCGCUGGCAGAUAGAAGUGCUUGAUCAGAAAGAUGAGAUGAGACCAAAUCAAGACAGUAUACCGUACAAUAUCAUUAACAAUUACUUCUCUGUGGGCGUGGACGCGGCGAUCUGUGUAAAAUUCCACAUGGAAAGGGAAAAGAAUCCUGAGAAAUUCAAUAGCCGGAUGAAGAACAAACUUUGGUACUUUGAGUACGCGACCACGGAACAAUUUGCUGCCAGCUGUAAAAAUCUUCACGAAGAUCUAGAGAUCGUUUGUGACGGAACACCAUUAGAUUUAGCGCACGGACCUUCUCUCCAAGGUGUCGCAUUAUUAAACAUUCCUUUUACUCAUGGAGGUUCCAAUCUCUGGGGUGAACACCAUACGAAACAUCGACUUGGUAAACGGAAGAAACGACCAGACAAAGAACUGAGCACCAGCAGUUUUAAUUCCGUAGAUCUUACAGCCGCGAUACAAGAUAUUGGAGACAAUCUCAUAGAGGUGAUCGGUUUAGAGAACUGUUUGCAUAUGGGUCAAGUGAAAACUGGACUUCGUCAUUCCGGUAGAAGGUUGGCACAAUGCAGUAGUGUCACCAUCACCACUAGCAAACGUUUUCCGAUGCAAAUCGAUGGUGAACCAUGGAUGCAGGGUCCAUGCACUAUUCACAUAACGCAUAAAAACCAAGUACCGAUGUUAAUGGCACCGCCACCGGAGAAGGGUCGAGGCCUCUUCCGUUUCUUAAAGAGGUGAACUUCAAUAUUAUCAAAUAACGAAACUGGAAAAUCGAAAUAAUCGACUCAGUUCUCGAUCAGAACGUAGUCUCAACGUCGUCCCGCCUGUUUUAUCUUAUCUUAAUUAAAAGAAAAGGAGAAUGAAGCGUAUCAAUUCGGUCGUAAUUAACACAGCUUCGGUGCUCGCCCGAGCGCGUGGAACGAGCUUCGACGUAACUUAGGUAUUCUUGUGUACAGUAUUUUUGAGAAUAAUAAUAAAGCAUCGCUCGUCUUAGUGAUAGGAUUAGCGGUAGACUCGUCGGUCAUCGGUGCUUUGAGAAGCUUCGAUACCGGUGUAUGAUCGUUUUGUAUACUAUGCGGAGAUACGCCGAAUAUGUUUCAUUUUUCUUCCGUUUCUCAAAUCCGUGGCUUGAGUCUACCGUUUCAAACGUGCAAGUAAAUACGAGGUUGUACUAUCGCAAUCGAGCGUAUAAUUUAUAUACCGACAUAACGGAUUGUACGGUAUCAUGCAAAAGAGAAAAUAAUCUCGUACGUAACGUUAUCUAGAUAAUAUUAACGACAACUUCUUUAAUCAUUCUUUUUCUUUGUACAACACUUAGAUAUAUCGUAAGCCUUUGAUUUCUCCAUAAAAUAUCAUAGUUGAUGAUAUGCAGAUCAUAUUCUUUAGAUGAAUAAUAUUUGUUGUACGUAAAGAUUAUAAAAUCUAAUUUUAUAUCGAUUAAACGUUGAGUAUGUAUCUGUUGUAUGUUAUUUUAUAUUCUACUUGCUGUUUCUUGAUCUGCAUAUCCUCGACCAGUCUUCUAUCCGUUUACUUUUAUAAAGAAAAAAAAAAAAAAACAAAGGAAGAAGUUUAGCGCAUGAAACUAUUCGAAUGGCUCCUCUUUUUUGCACGACUCCGUCCAAUAAUCAAAGAUCUUCUACUUUCCUCUCUUAACGUUAAGAUUUUUGUACGGAAGCUUAGUCGUAACUGCUUAGACAUAAAUCACGAUAGAUUGGUUUUAUUUAUUUAUUUAUUUAUUUAUUUAUUUAUUCGUCCGAAUUUAUUUAUUUAUUCGAUGGCUCUCAAGACGGAGCAGUAUAUCGUAAGCAUAUCAGCAUCAGCAAACCGAGCGCGGCUAUAAAUUAGCGCCGUGAGGUUCAGUUGUUCCGCGUUUGUCUUUUGUAUGAAUCGCACAAUCAAAAGUUACGAAAAUUAUGCGUAUAUUUUCGAUUUGAUGCGAUGCAGCUUGUUAAUCGGUGCAAUAGUUGCGCGCUGUUAUAAAUUAGUCCCUUAAGUUUCUUUUCAACGUAUUAUUGUCUUUCUACACGUUGGCCAUCUCUCGAUCGAUACGCAAAUAGAGUUAACACUUUUUUAAUUAAUACGCGUAUUAAACGCGUAUCGAACUAUUAAAACAUAGAAGUGGAUUACAGUGGACAUAUUAAAUAUCAUAUUGCUAACUAAGUAGGAGACAAACAUAGAUAUUAUAAUCUACUACGAAGUUUAAUCAAAAGUCGAUUCAGCCAACGUGUUACAUACAAUGAUCAGUAUUGUGGUAUGGAAUUUAUAGGAUUUUUCAUAGAAUUCUUCUACGACUGCAUCAGCACGCACUUCCUCAUUGUCUGUACGAAUGCUUCUAUAAGUACAUUUGUAAUUUUCAUAGUCUCAUUUCCAUGAGUAUUCCAAGCUAUUUACCAUUAAAUUAUUUACUUGCCAUAAAUUUUUGUAUCAUUUCUCCAAAGUAUUUUUCAGAUCUUCCGUCCGACGAUAGAAGUAAUUAAAAAUAUAGGUUGCAUUUCUUAUUUCCGAACACUCGUAACUCACAUUUGUUUCACGUUAUUCCAAAAUGUCAAUUUUAAUAGAGAUCGAAACGAAUCUAAUGAUAUUUUGAGAAAAAAUCAACACGGCAGUACCGAGUAGUAUACUUCAACUUCAUAGCCGACAACAUGUCAAUGUUCACUAGCAUUAUUCUGAUUUUUAUCCGCAUAUUUCGCUUUCGUAUCGCGUUUCGAGAUAUUUAUGCUUUUGUAUGGAAAGUGUAACGAAAAAGUACGACACCAAGUAUAUAAAAUCCCGCAGGGACCAUCACAACGUCGAAAAAUCCAUGUAAUGAUUAUAGAAUGAUCUUAAAUUUUAUCUUGUAACAGUGAUGACCAUUAAGCCCGAUGUAACGUUUCAAUUCAAGCAACGUCAGCGAUGUCUAUUGUAUCCUCGGAUUCUUCUAAUCUUUCAAUUUUAUUAUUUAUUUUCAAAAGAGCAUAGAUCCUUCUGUUCUCUUCCAUUUUUCUUUCAUAUUUAACAAAUUUAUCAUUUGUUAUUCCUUUGAUCGCGUACAAACGCAGAAUAUACAUUGCUCGAAAUGAAUUCCCACGAAAAGACGUUCUAGAGGCAAGCGUUUACGAGUCAAUAUUUUCAAGCAUGUAUUUCUCGAUCGUUUUACGUAGAGGAAUUGAUAUACAAUUUAUUCGUCGCGCAAAUAAUGAUCGUUUCCCUUAUAAUCGUUAUAUAGACAUACUUCCCUUAGCGAUUAUAUGAUCGACUAUAAUAUAAUAUAGUUGCUCUCGUUAGACGAAUCGAAAUAUUACGCUUACGUAUAAUGAUACAACCAUUAAGGUCUUAAUCGUUAAGUUGUUAUUCAUUAGCGAAGAAAAAUCGGAUGAAAGAAGUACGACAGACAGAAUUAUCUGAAUAAACUGACAAAAGAAAAUCGUGAGAGAGUUAAAGAUAAAUACAUAUAUCGUCGUGCUUCUUCGUCGCGUAACUGUGAAUACUAUUGGCACAAUAAUUACAAAUAUUGUUUUUCUAUUGGAUUGGCGCAGUGUCUCAGUGUGCUUGUCAUUGUAAUAAUGUUAUGGUAUAAGGAAAGACCCAAAAAUCAAAAAAAGAAAAAAGAAGAAAGAAAAAAUGACAAAAAAAUAUGAGAAAAGAAAACAAGUAUAUUCCCGUGCACAGCAGCGUGAGAAACCCACAUUACCAUUGCCCCAAAAUCGAAACGAACUUUUUAACCCUUGAUGCGAAAUAUCGAUUUCCUCAAGAUAGAAAUACUUGUAUUCUGAUUCAUGGAUUAGUAUAUAUAAUACAGGGUGAUCCAUUUUUUAAACAUAAUUCAUACGUUUUCAAAGAGUAUGGAAACUGAAGAUCUGACUAAAUUUUAAUUAAUAAAUACGUUGUGAACAUGUCCCUUGACUCUUCUGCGUCAAUUCUUCUUACUCGACACUUUUAAACUUGAAUUCAUUUUUUUUAAAUUUAACAUAUUCCUAUAGUAUAAUUAUUAUAACAGAUAUAAAUGUUGACGUGUUUAAAUGAAACGCCCUGUAUAUAUAAAAGUAACACAUGGUAACAUUGACAAUAGCGCACGUCAAUUAUUCCUUUCUUUUUAUUACUAAGCGUGCUCCAUGAUUCAUAGUGGAACCAGUAAGUUAAAGGAACAACGUUGUUAUUUUCAGCGAUGAAAUAAAAAUAUCUUACUAACCAAAACGAGAAAAGGGAAAGAGAAACGUGUAUUUCUCGUUGAUGAUUAAGAACGCAGAAAAGAAGAUUUGAAUCGUACGAUUCGAGUUGAAAUUGUUGCAAAGAAAACGUUGCCUCGGUGCCUCGAAUAUUUUAGUCUAAAUCGUUGCGCAAAGUAUGACUGGAGACAUGACAGAAUAAAAAUUACGCAGAAACAUUGAUUUCUUUGUCGAUUUUCAAAAAUUCUCUUACGUGAUAUCAAUCGAAUUUCCAUUACCUUCGAUCCUGUGGAAAAACUUUUUCUUUCAUUUUUAAGUUAAUUUUAUUAAUUAAAAUUCUUAUAUAAAAUAAAUACACAGAAAUGAUUUCAAGGAAAUUUUCUAUUUCUUAUAAUUUCAUGAAUGCAGGUUCAAUGCAUUGGGCUAAUGAAAUACGCAGUUUUAAAUAAAUAAGUAAAUAAGUAUUACAUUAUACGAUCUUACAACUCUCAUUCAACAAUAUUGUUACAACUUUUUAAUAAUUCUUCUACAAUAACUCUCUUACAACCCUUCUCUAUAUAAUAGAACAUAUUCGAUUUCCCAUACGCAACAAACAAUUUUACGACGUGCAUUUAAAUGUCCAUGUGUCACCAUACAUCAGUCUCCACGUGUAUACGUAUAUCGCUUUUCAGGCUUAUCAUUCAAUUCUCUAACAUAAACAUUUGAUCUCUAUUGCUCAUUGUCAAUCCUUAAUCCAAUCCCCAAAUUGUCACCUGUAUCCGCAUGUGAUUCAUUCCUUUAUACAUAUAUACAUAGUAAUUCGACCUAUAUUUAUCGUAUACUAUAUAAGUGAUGCAAAUUUGAAAUUCAGGAAAAGUUUUUUUAUCAUUACGUAUUUUAUUAUUUAGCCAGUUUUUACUUAAGAUUCUUUAAUUUUCUAUCGCAAAAAUCAAAAUCGAAGAAGGAUUUAUAUAUUUUGAGAUUUAGUUGUCGGAGUAACUCGAAAUAAGCAGAGAGGGUUAAAAAAUGGAAGUACGCUUCAUUGGGAUUUGUAACAGUUAAGCGCGAUUGAAAGAUAUUCAAAUUAGAGAAAUUUACUGCCACUUUUACUGGGUCUAUGUACGUUUGAGCACUACUGCCAUUUUCCAAAAGAUAGUCAUAUAUGAAGAGAAAAGCCUGUCUAUUAUAGUGUAUUAUACGAAAUAAAGUGUAAAUUACGAUACAAGA
Molecule: messenger RNA, 7703 nt
Organism: Bombus pascuorum
Lineage: Eukaryota; Metazoa; Arthropoda; Insecta; Hymenoptera; Apidae
Gene: Dgk
Product: diacylglycerol kinase 1
Exons: 18
Coding region: 379-3090 (903 amino acids)
Biological process (GO): diacylglycerol metabolic process; lipid phosphorylation; intracellular signal transduction
Cellular component (GO): plasma membrane
Molecular function (GO): calcium ion binding; ATP-dependent diacylglycerol kinase activity
Source: RefSeq, a predicted model, not a curated record